Messenger RNA from Morus notabilis, 1708 nucleotides. RefSeq names its product alanine--glyoxylate aminotransferase 2 homolog 1, mitochondrial. Gene Ontology annotation, biological process: glyoxylate catabolic process. Gene Ontology annotation, cellular component: mitochondrion. Bases 83 to 1540 code for a protein of 485 amino acids. Lineage: Eukaryota; Viridiplantae; Streptophyta; Magnoliopsida; Rosales; Moraceae. The record is from RefSeq and is a predicted model, not a curated record. The transcript has 9 exons. Gene Ontology annotation, molecular function: pyridoxal phosphate binding; L-alanine:glyoxylate transaminase activity.
CUUCUUUAAACACAAAUACAGAAAAAGAAACCCAUAACUUCUUUAACACGCACCAUCCUCUCCUGUUUCCGAUCGAUCUGCCAUGGCGUUGCUCUUGAAGAAAGCCCUCAGAGAAGCUGCUAAAAACAAGUCAUUUUCUUCCCACCAUUUUCAAAGCUUGUCUCUUUCUGCUUCUUUCUCUGCAGUUUCUUCUUCUUCUUCUUCUUCUGAAGGUGAUCAAUUAGCUGUUCUGCCACGGUUUGAUUACGUGCCGAAGCCGUACAAUGGCCCUCUCGCUGACGAGGUCUUUCGGAAGAGAAAAACGUUUCUGGGUCCUUCGCUGUUCCACUACUAUCAGAAGCCUCUCAAUAUUGUUGAGGGGAAAAUGCAAUACUUGUUUGAUGAGAACGGGAAGCGCUAUCUGGAUGCAUUUGCUGGGAUAGUAACCGUAUCCUGUGGACAUUGCCAUCCUGAUGUUCUAAAUGCUAUUAUGGAGCAAAGCAAGCUUCUUCAGCAUGCCACCACCAUAUACUUGCACCACGCAAUAGCUGAUUUUGCAGAGGCAUUAGCGUCAAAAAUGCCUGGAAACCUCAAGGUUGUGUAUUUUGUGAAUUCCGGGUCAGAGGCGAAUGAAUUAGCUAUGCUGAUGGCCCGUCUCUACAGCGGUAAUCUGGGGAUGAUUUCGUUGAGAAAUGCAUAUCAUGGGGGAAGUUCUAGUACUAUUGGAUUGACAGCUCUAAAAACAUGGAAGUACCCAAUUCCAGAGGGUGAAAUUCAUCAUGUUGUAAAUCCAGAUCCGUAUCGAGGAGUUUUUGGCUCCGAUGCAAAACUUUAUGCAAAAGAUGUCCAAGAUCACAUAGAUUAUGGUAGUUCGGGACAUGUCGCUGGAUUUAUAGCCGAAACAAUUCAGGGAGUUGGAGGCGCAGUUGAAUUGACCCCCGGAUAUUUGAAACUAGUGUAUGACAUUGUUCGCAAGGCUGGUGGUGUCUGUAUUGCUGACGAAGUACAAACCGGGUUUGGCCGUACAGGAAGCCAUUACUGGGGUUUCGAGACGCAGGGUGUCAUUCCUGAUAUAGUUACAAUGGCAAAGGGUAUAGGAAAUGGUUUACCAUUGGGCGCUGUCGUGACAACACCGGAGAUAGCAAGCGUUCUCACGCAGAGGAUUCUAUUCAACACUUUCGGUGGGAAUCCUGUUUGUUCUGCCGGAGGGCUUGCAGUACUCAGAGUUAUUGACAAGGAGAAGCGCCAAGCUCAUUGCAACGAUGUUGGCUCUCACUUGCUUGAGCGUUUGAGAGCUCUUCAGGAAAAAUACGAAAUCAUUGGAGAUGUCAGAGGCAGGGGAUUAAUGGUGGGGGUAGAACUUGUAACUGACCGAAAAGAGAAGACACCUGCCAAGGAAGAAACCGGUGUUCUGUUCGAGAAACUAAGAGAGCUAGGAGUUCUACUUGGGAAAGGAGGACUACAUGGAAAUGUUUUCAGAAUCAAGCCACCAAUGUGCUUUACCAAAGAUGAUGCAGAUUUUCUUGUGGAUGCUUUGGACUACGCAAUCUCAAAGCUGUAAGCUUUGUCAAAUGUUGAGCCACAAAGGUUAUCUACUUUGUAAAGUCCUUUUCUUCAAGCUCUGUAAACAACUUGUAAACCUUGAACUAACAUCAAGUGUGUACUUGUGGGAGGGUCCAAGCUCAUUUAAUAAAAUGCUCUCAUUCAAAAAAAAAAAAAAAAAAAAAAA